AUGGGACCUCGUACGGCAGUGAGUGGUUCUAAGGAGGAGAAAGCCGUCUGCCCGUCUGCAGGUGGAGGUUGUGCAGGGCCGGCCAAGCCCCGGCUGAGAAGCAGCAGUGAUGGACACAUUUACACCAGGAGAGCGGUCGCUGCACACAGCACGUCCUCCAACCUGGUGCUCUUCAACCCCAAAUCAGUCCUGAAGAGACCAGUGAGCACAGAGGAGCUGCAAACACCAGGAGGCCCCUACAUCAAGAAAACCUUUACAAUCGUGGGGGAUGCGGUGGGUUGGGGGUUUGUAGUCAGAGGGAACCAGCCGUGUUAUAUCCAGGCCGUGGAGCCCUCCGGCCCAGCUUCUGCCGCAGGAAUGAAGGUUCGACAGUUUGUCGUUUCAGUCAACGGUCUCAAUGUUCUGGAUCUGGACUACCGGACUGUCAGCCACCUGAUCUUAACAGGACCCAGAACCGUAGUGAUGGAGGUGAUGGAGGAGACAGGGCAGGAUCACUGAGAUUCAGAAAAAAAAGGAUGACUCGAGAGUACAAUCUGAGAUUGCCAUGAAAAGGGUCCGACUUUAAG
Cololabis saira (Pacific saury) is the source of this 566-nucleotide messenger RNA. RefSeq names its product DEP domain-containing mTOR-interacting protein-like. NCBI's taxonomy places the organism in Eukaryota, Metazoa, Chordata, Actinopteri, Beloniformes, Belonidae. Gene Ontology annotation, molecular function: protein binding. The transcript has 5 exons. The record is from RefSeq and is a predicted model, not a curated record. The coding region runs from base 1 to 498 and encodes 165 amino acids.